AUGAGCAGAGGACUCGAAGUUAUGUCACCAGCAACAUACAUAGAGACAUCAAACUGGCUGUUCCAAGAGAACAGAGGAGCCAAGUGGACAGCUGAAGAAAACAAAAAGUUCGAAAACGCUUUAGCCUUUUACGACAAAGACACACCCGACAGAUGGUUCAAAGUCGCAGCUAUGCUCCCUGGCAAAACAGUCGGAGAUGUGAUCAAACAAUACAGAGAGCUAGAGGAAGACGUCAGCGACAUAGAAGCUGGUCUUAUCCCCAUCCCUGGUUACGCCUCAGAUUCAUUCACACUAGAUUGGGGAGGCUACGACGUUGGAAACAAUGGGUUUAACAUGAACGGAUAUUACUUCGCCGCCGCCGGAGAAAAGAGAGGAUCCGCCGCGAGAGCAGCUGAGCAUGAGAGGAAGAAAGGUGUUCCAUGGACAGAAGAAGAACACAGACAAUUUCUGAUGGGUCUGAAGAAAUAUGGAAAAGGCGAUUGGAGAAACAUAGCUCGAAACUUUGUGACCACACGGACGCCAACGCAAGUCGCUAGUCACGCUCAGAAGUAUUUCAUAAGGCAAGUCAACGGUGGUAAAGAUAAACGCCGAUCAAGCAUCCAUGACAUCACCACCGUCAACAUCCCAGACACCGCUGAUGCCGCAACCGCUGACACCACAACCGCACCAUGCUCACCACCGUCACUAGGAGGAAGCCAGCGGGAGGCAUCGGAUCAGUGGGAAGGUCAAACGAUAUACGACGAAACUUCGGCUGCGUUUUACAAUCAAAGUGCGUUUCAAGAAACGCUUCUUGGAAUGUCAUCAACGCCUUACAUGGCAAAACUGCAAGAGCAAAGUUUUCUAAACGCAUCACAAUUUGAAUCGUACAAUGCGUAUCUCCAAAUGUAG
Messenger RNA from Eruca vesicaria subsp. sativa (arugula), 888 nucleotides. NCBI's taxonomy places the organism in Eukaryota, Viridiplantae, Streptophyta, Magnoliopsida, Brassicales, Brassicaceae. The record is from the annotation of a GenBank genome assembly.